CAGCAAUUUAAUCAAUUUCGAGAUGUACUACGCCCAGUCUUACUACUUGCGCAAAUCUUAAGUUUCCAAUCCCGUUCAAGCACCUCGACGAGCGCCACCACAGUCUAGAGUACCUACAUAUGUGGGCAGGCAUGCCAAUGCAUGUAUACCUAGGUACACUACAUAUACUUGGGUAGCCCCAACUCUAGGCUCGAGUCUGUUAACCUGCAUGCAUAUGCCAUAUGUAAAGACGAACCCUCUUCAGAAUUUAGCUCUGCCUUCUCUUUUUUAAGUUGCGGAAGUUGUUACUUGUUUUACUUACCCGUUAGCACCUGUGGACAAUAGCUCUACAACAUACUUGUAUAUCGAUCCUCUGAUACUUUUUAUUUCCCUUUUUCAUUGCGCUGUUUCUCUUAUGGCCUAACCACCAUCUACAACGAUUAAAGCAUAUUUUCCCCCAGCCUAAUCUAUUGUCAGGACGAAUACAAAGUGUCGUCGUCUACCUUCAAGAGUGUCAGUUGCUGUUAUAGAAUUAUCUUGCCGUUCGAUAUUCUCUAUCGUCCAUUAUUACUUCAACUCGUCCCUGUAUCUUGAAUGACGACCGACCUUCUGGCGUCCCGCGAUCUAGGGCCCAGCUAGCCGUCUGGAGAUUGACGAUACCACGAUCCGCAGGACUUAAUGUCAACCCAUUGACCUCUGUUUCAUACAUUCUGGUCCUUAAUUUGAAUAUUAAGCUUCGUCACCUUCGCGUGGCUUAGAUUCGUCAUGUCGGUCAUUUCAGUAAUAAAACGAGGGAGGGAGCAAGCGAAGGAGCACAAAGUGAAGGAGAAUAAUGCGAAGAAGGCUGAGAAAGCGAAGGAAGAAUCUGUCAAGCCACCGUAUAAACAUAUCCCUACGCACGCUGCUGCCGAUGCUUUAUCCGGAGCCCCUGCAUACUGGAGACAAACCGAUAGGCCCAAAAUCAUAGAGCAAAACAGACGCAGGGCUGCCAUGCUGGCAAACCGACCUAAUAUGGUUGGAAUGCCGCGGGUUGGAAGUUCACCGUCUUAUGCUUCAUACGCAGCGGUCCACAACACCCCUAUUGCUCCUCUCCCCAAGAAUUAUAGUCACCCCAACGGCCGCAUCCCCGGACAAGGUCAACCGCCCAACUCCCAGGCAUUGGACUAUUUUAACUACCGUGGAGGUGCAAUGAGUAUCAAGGGGAAGGAAUCCGAAUAUUUACGUCCUCCACCGCUCACAACUCGGGCUCCAAGGCCGCCAUCGGGAUUAUCACAGGGACAAUCUAGCAUCAUAUUGGGUAAAGACAACGACUCAGCACCAAAGAGCACACGCGUAUCUCUCAACGAGAGCUCGAGAAAUUCUAUUGUGUCCGACGAUGGUCUGGAAAUAAAUAAUAAGGCUACACAUCACCAACCUUCAAGUGUUGGUUAUCAGUCGAGCACUUCCCAGAAAAGUUCGUCUUCUAGCGAUAAAUCCAGUCGUACACUUACCGCCAAUUCGCGGACGACUAUCGAGCUUCCUACAAAGACCGAUCGACACUACCCACCUCAUGCCCAAAGCACGUAUUUUUCGGCACCUCGUCCUAUGCAUCGGCGAACGCUUAGUGUGGACUCACCUACUUCAUAUAGCCCGGCUGUUAUAGAGCGGAUGGGUUUGGUAACCCCUUCAUCAAAUACUUCUGCCAAUUUUUCCUCUACUUCCUCUAUCGCAUCAAUUGGAGUUGCUAUCGCGCCACCUCAAGCACCCUACCCUGUUGCUCCACGGUUUAUCUCGCCGCCUACGGAAGAUUACAGUGCUGCGGAACAUGUGUCUACCGGGACAGAAGCUGUCGGCGCAUCCCCUGUAAAGGCGCCAAGAAGAUUUUCGAUAGGGCAUAACAAGCCCUCCCUAGACGCGGAAGCGGAAAAGCCAGCUGGCCAGGUUAUAGCAACUCCCGCUCCGCCGGAACAAAGGAAAAGACGAAGGUUGUCUAAAUCCAAACCACCGGCCGAUAACGGCAGUGAGAUCAAGAUGUCGAUAGAGGCAACACACCCCACUAGACAGAGUGUGACUGCUACCGCCAUCACAACAGAUGAUUCUGUUCAACUAGAUCAUGCUAUACAAGAGAAAAUCAAUCAAACUACAGUAUCGACGUCCGAAACAACGCAAGACACGUCGGAAACGAUAGCCCAAAAACCAGAAACCAAAUCUAGCAAAAAAAGGCGAUGGUUCUCUCGACUUGGUCGCAAGAUACCCCUUAUUACCACUCGCUAAAGCUAUAUCUAAACGGAUGCUUCGCAAUAUACCUAGUUUACGUUCAGUGGAGGAUAUCCUACACAGAUCCAGCAAAAUGGGGCGCCGGUCUUGGGGCAGCCUUGAUAUAUAUUGAUAGUUGGUAAGCCCAUAGCGACAGACUUGUUUAAAAUGAAAUAAUGGAUGACCAAGAUGACUUUUCGUCUCUUGUGUCCCUUAAAGCGCCCAAUUUUUAUUAAUUCUAGUGCCUUACGGGUAGAUCGUAAUCGCUUUCGAUGAGGGCAAAAAAAAGGAUUUAACGUGGUUGGUAAAAUCAUCGGCGCCGAGCAAGGGGAUCCUCGCUACAUUGUAAGGGGAAGGUCGGGACGUUCCGAACCUAUCCCACGUAACACGCCCACGCUAAGGUCCAUGGUGUGUGGUCGAAACUUACUAUGAUAGGCUGGUUUUGACUUGACUGUGCACUACUGAAAAUCUAGAACUCGGACAUUCUAAUCUUAGCUCACAUCAUUCUUGAAA
Messenger RNA from Hypoxylon trugodes, 2727 nucleotides. RefSeq lists its product as uncharacterized. NCBI's taxonomy places the organism in Eukaryota, Fungi, Ascomycota, Sordariomycetes, Xylariales, Hypoxylaceae. The record is from RefSeq and is a predicted model, not a curated record. The transcript has a single exon. Bases 745 to 2232 code for a protein of 495 amino acids.